AUGCCGAACCUGGUGCAAUUGCCCCUCACCGAGGGCUGGAGCUUCCGAGACCGCGAUGACGCCGAUGGAUGGAUGCCCGUGCCAACCGUGCCGUCUGCCGUGCAGCAGGACCUCAUAGCCAACAAAAAACUCGAGGAUCCCUUCAUCGGAUUCAACGAGCUCAAAGCCCGUUGGGUCAACGAAAAGUCAUGGACCUAUCGCAACAAGUUCCAGAAACCCGCGGCACCCGCCGGUGCGGCCAUUGUCUUGGCCUUGGACGGCCUAGACACGUUUGCCACGGUCAAGCUGGAUGACCAGGUCAUCUUGAAAAGCGACAACAUGUUUCUGGCGCACCGGGUGGACGUGACCGAUGCGUUGAAGGAGGAGGGCGAGCACACUCUCGAAAUUGAAUUUGACUGUGCCUUCCUGAAAGCGCGCGAGCUGCGUGACCAACACCCGAACCAUGUAUGGGUUGGGUUCAAUGGCGAUACAUCACGCCUGGCGGCUCGCAAGGCGCAGUACCAUUGGGGCUGGGACUGGGGUCCAUUCCUGAUGACGGCGGGGAUAUGGCGCCCAGUGCGGUUGGAAGUGUACACCGCGCGUGUUUCGGAUCUGUGGCCUCAAAUCAAGCUGGCGGCAGAUCAUGAGACGGCUGAAGUGACAGCCACGGCCACGGUGGAAGCCGUCACGGGAGACAAAUACACGGCUCGGUUCCGCUUGAGCCUGGAGGGACGCGAGAUCGCCCUUCAGGAUAUCCCUGUCGGUGAAGAUAAAACAGCAGAAGUCGCAUUUCGCAUCAACCAGCCAUCUUUGUGGUGGCCCCACGGCUACGGCGAGCAAACUCGCUAUGAGGUGUCGGUGUCAUUGCUGUCGAGAGAUGAGGAAGUAGAUUGCACCGCUAAAAAGUUUGGAAUUCGGACAGCAGAGGUAGUCCAGCAGACGGACAAGCAUGGCAAAUCGUUUUACUUCCGGAUCAACGGAAUGGACAUUUUCUGCGGUGGCUCAUGCUGGAUUCCGGCCGAUAGUCUACUGCCUAAUAUUACUGCGCAGCGGUACCGCGAUUGGAUUAAGUUGAUGAAACAAGUUAACUGGGAGUCAAGAGUCUGGGGCGGUGGCAUCUACGAAGACGAUACCUUCUACGAAGCAUGCGACGAGCUUGGUGUAAUGAUCUGGCAAGACUUCAUGUUUGGAUGCGGGAAUUAUCCCACAUGGCCGGGUCUUCUCGACUCAGUGCGCCAGGAGGCUAUCUACAACGUGCAACGACUACGCCACCAUCCAUCCAUCGUGAUCUGGGCUGGCAACAACGAGGAUUACCAGGUACAGGAGUCGUCGGGUCUGACGUACAACUACGACGACAAGGAUCCGGAGAGUUGGCUGAAGACGGAUUUCCCGGCUCGCUACAUCUACGAGAAGCUACUGCCGGAGGUGGUAUCCGAACACUCACCUAGCACAUUUUAUCACCCCGGAAGCCCAUGGGGUGAUGGGAAGAUCUCGUCUGAUCCCACGGUUGGGGACAUGCAUCAGUGGAAUGUCUGGCACGGAACGCAAGAAAAGUACCAGAUCUUCGACACGCUGGGCGGCCGGUUCAACAGCGAGUUCGGCAUGGAAGCAUUCCCUCAACGAAGCACGAUCGACUACUUCAUCGAGAACAAAGAGGACCUAUUCCCGCAGUCGCAUGUAAUGGACUUUCACAACAAAGCCGACGGCCACGAACGACGGCUGGCAACGUACCUAGUCGAGAAUCUGCGCAGUAGCACGGACCUCAAUAUCUACAUCUACCACACGCAGGUAAUUCAAGCCGAGACAAUGAUGUUCGGAUACCGGGGCUGGCGACGGCAAUGGGGGGACGAGCGACACUGCGGCGGCGCCCUUCUAUGGCAGCUGAACGACUGCUGGCCGACAAUCUCCUGGGCAAUAGCGGACUACUUCCUAAACCCGAAACCAGCCUACUACGCCGUGAAGCGGGUUCUCAACCCCAUUGCCGUGGGCGUGCGUCGCUCGCACCACGACUGGAGUGUCGCGCACGCCUCACCACCGAAAACCAGCCGGUACGAGCUUUGGAUCGCUAGCAACAAGCCAGCACCUGUCCACGGCAACGUCGAGCUGCGCUUCAUAUCCACCAACACGGGGUGCGACAUCCGGCCGCCGAUAGUGCGGAAUGACAUCCUCAUCGCAGCGAACGGCACGACGAACAUCAUAACCGACGGGGUGAUAGACUACACCGCCGAACCAGAACCGCACGUCCUCUCCGCGCGCUUAUGGGUCGACGGCCGCAUCGUCGCGAGGGACGUGGACUGGCCGCAACCUUUCAAAUACCUUGAUUUCUCUGGCCGCGGCCUUCAAGUCGAAGUUAAGAAGGGUAAGAGUGGUGUUGAUGAGAAGAUAUUGGCUAUUCAUACGCAUAAGCCGGUUAAGUGCCUCGUUAUUCAAGAGUGUGAUGGUUUGAGACUGAGUGAUAAUGCGAUGGAUAUUAUGCCUGGCGAUGAGCAGACGGUAGUUUUGACCGGAGUUGCGCCGGAGAGGGUUUAUUAUCGGUAUUUGGGAUUGGAGGGUUCUGAAGGGGAGAGCCUGUCUUUACUUUGA
Messenger RNA from Penicillium riverlandense, 2562 nucleotides. Its product is annotated as glycoside hydrolase family 2 protein. The transcript is spliced from 4 exons. Lineage: Eukaryota; Fungi; Ascomycota; Eurotiomycetes; Eurotiales; Aspergillaceae. Gene Ontology annotation, biological process: carbohydrate metabolic process; glycoprotein catabolic process. The record is from RefSeq and is a predicted model, not a curated record. The coding region runs from base 1 to 2562 and encodes 853 amino acids. Gene Ontology annotation, molecular function: beta-mannosidase activity.